UUUUCAGAAAAUGGGCUGUCUGUAAACUUUACCCGGGAAACUAGAAGUGAAUCAAGAGAAGGCCAGCGGAAACAUAAAACCUGAAACAUGCAGGAAACCAGUCAGACCAUUGAUCCCGCCCCUUCAACUACCACGCCCCCUCUACCAACCCCUGCCACGCCCCUUGGUGAGGAGGAGGCGGGGGAGGAGGAGACUAGAGAGGUGGAAGACUUAUGUCCCACCCACCUUAGCUCAGGAUAUGCUAGCUCUGACAGCAGUGGGGCUGGGGCGGGACAGGCGGCCACGCCUCUUCCUGCUGGAGAUACUACACCACGCCCUAUUCAGUCUGAUCCCCAGCAAUCUGCCUUUAGGCCCGCCCUACCGGCACAGAUGUAUCAGGCAGUAGAAUCCCAACCAGAUUACCAGUACAGAAAUGGUGGUAUGGGAGGUAUGAGUGGUAUGGGAGGAUUGGGAAAUAUGGGAGGUAUGGGAGGCUGGGAUACUGGAGAAGUUGGGUUUCUUGUUCCUCAACAUAUUCAACCACAUCAGCAGAUGCAUCAACCUAUACCUAGGCGUCCUAUUACAGGGAACAGUUACAGUCACGCCCCCACCUAUCCUCGGCCCACCCACUACCAAACCUCACCAGCUCCUGGCCCACCCCCUCAACCCCAGUUUAUCAAUAAUAAACCAUACGCAUCCAGUUGGGGCAGCCCCAGUUGGUCGGGGUCAGGCCCACCUCCUGCUCCGCCUCCGAUUUCAAUGACUCCACCUCCAAUUUCUUGGGGACAGCCUCCUGGACAGGCCAGGCGUCCACCUUGUAUGGGAGGUGGCGGAGGGCGGAACAAACCUUUUGGGAACCUAGGAUACGGCGGACAACAGGGAGGCGGAGCUUCUAAGCCACGUAGUAAGAAUUAUCCGUUUCCAGCCAGAGCAACCACAAUAGAAGGAGGAGAGGAUAUGUACAGUGGUCGGAUGGAUGGCCCCCUGGAUAGUAUGCGUUCAAUGGAGCAAUAUCUUCCUGAGGUUGGACAUAGAAACUACUCAGAUCAUAAGGGAGAGGAGGGACUGAUGAGUGAAAGUGGGAGUUCUGGAUUCUAUUCCUCCAGGUCUUCACCCAGAUCACAUCCUGCUCUGGGUCCUCAGUAUGAACCUAAUCCUGGAGAAAGGUUCUCAAGGAAGGUUUUUGUGGGAGGACUCCCACCUGAUAUAGAUGAAGGUAAUUACAACUAUUUUUUUAGAAUAUUCCCUCAAAUAUUUUCGAAAAGAAACUGAACACCUGCCUCAAAC
This is a messenger RNA of Eurytemora carolleeae, 1266 nucleotides long. Its product is annotated as protein pygopus. The record is from RefSeq and is a predicted model, not a curated record. Lineage: Eukaryota; Metazoa; Arthropoda; Copepoda; Calanoida; Temoridae.